Alexandromys fortis (reed vole) is the source of this 925-nucleotide messenger RNA. It is a transcript of the gene CUNH14orf119, whose product is annotated as chromosome unknown C14orf119 homolog. Bases 167 to 595 code for a protein of 142 amino acids. The record is from RefSeq and is a predicted model, not a curated record. NCBI's taxonomy places the organism in Eukaryota, Metazoa, Chordata, Mammalia, Rodentia, Cricetidae. The transcript has 2 exons.
GGCACUUGGGUGUUUGGGGCCGGUUUGAGACCGGAAGUACGUGGGUUACUGGGCUGGCUCUGCUUAGGGUUUUCAGGAAACAUGGAAGAGACUGCGGGAGUUGGAGCUGAAAGACUCUAGUGAUCUCUGGGCGCCCUUUGAGAGGAAAGGGGAGGUAACUAACAGGAUGCCACUGGAAUCGUCAUCUUCGUCAAUGCCGCCAUCCUUCCCUUCUGUAUUACCUUCGGUGCCAGAUGACAUUACCGGCUCGUCCCCUCCUCCAAUGUCUUACAUCACGUCCCAGGAGAUGAAGUGUAUUCUUCACUGGUUUGCCAGUUGGUCGGGUCCCCAGCGGGAACGUUUUCUACAAGACCUGGUAGCUAAGGCAGUGCCUGGAAAGCUGCAGCCUCUGCUGGAUGGUCUGGAGCAGCUUAGUGUGUCUGGGGCAAACCGGCCACCUUGUAUCUUUGAGUGUCAGCUACGGCUUUGGGAUCAGUGGUUUCGAGGUUGGGCUGACCAGGAGCGCAAUGAAUUUGUCAGACAGCUGGAGGUCAGUGAGCCAGAUUUUGUGGCAAAGUUUUACCAAGAAGUAGCUGCCACUGCCGGUAAAGACUGAUAGCCAGUCAGAUCAAGAACAUAACUAUGUCUGAUCAAGCCAAAGACCAUGACUAUAGUGACAACUGAGUGCAAGUAUGUCACUUAGAGAUUUGCCUGACUGCUGGGGUAGUGGUGUGCCCUUUUCUCCAGCACCAGGAGGCAGAGAGCCUAGCCCAUGUAUCAAGUUCCAGGACAGCCAGUGCUACAAAGAGACCCUGCCUCUGGGGAAGAACAUUGUGUGAACUUCAUGAUGAAUGCCAGCACUGUUUUUACCUUAGCGCUGCCACCUGGACUUUGUAACUGUCAUCCAUUAAGACAAAUCUGGUUAUGGCACGUACCUGCUUUAGCA